Messenger RNA from Pygoscelis adeliae (Adelie penguin), 1571 nucleotides. It is a transcript of the gene CLEC7A, whose product is annotated as C-type lectin domain family 7, member A. The record is from RefSeq and is a predicted model, not a curated record. Bases 66 to 503 code for a protein of 145 amino acids. Lineage: Eukaryota; Metazoa; Chordata; Aves; Sphenisciformes; Spheniscidae. The transcript is spliced from 4 exons.
CACAACUCUCUUUCUGGAGAAGAAUUGUGGGAAUUGUCAUUGCUGUUGCUGUGAUUUUACUCUUAAUGUGGAUUAUCUUAAACCGACCUAAAUUACUACAGCUGGAGCCGUGCCCUGAUGACUGGCUGUACUACAAGAAGAAGUGUUACUAUCAUUCAGGAGCCAUGGCAGAUUGGAAUUCCAGUCAGGAAUCCUGCUCUGCUUACGGAGCUUCCCUUGCAGUGAUUGACAGCCACCAAGAACUGGACUUUAUAAUGUAUCGAAUACGCACGAUAGAUUUCUGGAUUGGGCUGCGCAGGAAAGGAAACAAAUUCUUCUGGGUUAAUGGAGAGUCAUUUGACACUAACUUAUUUCAUGUCAAUAUAACAAAUGACGGAGACUGUGUCCAUAUAGGUUCAGCCUUCAUCUCUACCAGAAGGUGCUCCUCAUACAGGAACUGGCUUUGCACCAUUGGUCAGUUUAAUCCAAGACAAGCUCUUAAUAGGGAACAGCUGGCUGUGUAAACACAGAGACUUUCUCCACAAGAAGUUGGAAUUCAGAAUACUGAAAGUCCUUGCUGUAGGAGGUCCACAGGGGCAAGAGGUGCUGUGGUGACGAUCAUAUCCAGACUUCUCCAGGAGAAGCAAUACAGGGAGUAAUAGUGACAGUGAAGUGGCAGUACCGAGAGGAAACGAUGAUACAACGGCUGCUGCAAAGAACAGAAGUUGCUUCUUGGCAAUACAGUUUCAUUGUUGAAACUGCUGAAGGACAUGGCCAUGGAUACUUUUCUUGGGAACUCUUCACAAUUGCAAAACAUAUUUUUUUAAGGCAGCUAAGAACUUUGUCAGAUAGACAUGAAGGUCUCAGUGAAAAUGUAAUUCAUAGUGAACCCAAUGAUGUGUUUUUCCUGUUUUCUGUGGAACUCGGUAAUUCUUUGUCUGAGAACUUUCAGUUUGUCUUUGUGGUAAGCGGGUGAGAUUUCACAAGGUGUUUUGACUUCCCUCCCCUUCUUUUUCCGUGGGGUUUUCAAAUGUGAUUGGUAUGUAAUGUCCAAGGAUAUAAAUGGGAGCUUUGUAAACCAGGAAGGCAGAUAAUGACUAGGUCUUCUAGUGAAUGGCACUGCUGUUACAGGGCAUAUGGAGUGGGACAAAUUACAAAUAUUCUUCUCUAUCCAUCUGGACUGAUCUGGAAACAUGACUGCUACUGCCCAAAACUUCCCUCUAUAUGUGGCUGCAAUAGGAAAGCUCCCAGACUGAGUCACGCCCAACUGUCGUUUUGGGAGGGCUGACGAAGUCAACUGGAUUUAGAAGGUGAGAGACAUGUAUAUCUAGCAUGGAAAGGGUUCUAGGGCAGCUUAGUGAGGUGCUGUGGUGUUCAUCUGUUCGCCUGUGCAGGGGGAAAAAAGCUUUUAUUGUCUCCAGCACAGCUAUUUUAUCCUUUAUCCUUUUAUCCUAUUUUAUCGCCUUGUGUGGGCGAGGAUAGUUUAACAGCCCAUGGCAUAGAUGCACUAGAGCUAAAUAGCAUAGCCCCCUGGAUUAACCUGUUUAAGUUCUUGGUAGGAUGCCCUGAAAAUGGGCAGUGGGGGCGUGGGA